This is a messenger RNA of Theobroma umbraticum, 2270 nucleotides long. Its product is annotated as glutathione gamma-glutamylcysteinyltransferase 1-like. Gene Ontology annotation, molecular function: glutathione gamma-glutamylcysteinyltransferase activity; metal ion binding. NCBI's taxonomy places the organism in Eukaryota, Viridiplantae, Streptophyta, Magnoliopsida, Malvales, Malvaceae. Gene Ontology annotation, biological process: detoxification of copper ion; response to metal ion; cellular detoxification of cadmium ion. The record is from RefSeq and is a predicted model, not a curated record.
UCCCUAUCCUUCAGUUUAGGCGGGCGCGGCGUCACUUCGGUUUUGCCGCCUUUCUCUCUCUCUUGUUUUUUUUCGUUUAUUGCCUCCCUGAAUCUGAUCAAGACAAGCGUAAUGGCGAAUCAGCCGGUGCUUUGAAUUCUCGAAGACCUAGCUCAGAAACCAAACUUUGAUUGAGCUUUGAUUGCACAAAAUCUUUAGUUUCCUUUUCGAAUAAACCUAACCGAACCCAAAAAAAAAAAAAGAGAAUUAGUAUAAAUCAAGAAAAACCAGCAAAAUGAAGAUGGCCAUGGCUGGUCUGUAUAAACGAGUCCUUCCUUCUCCUCCUGCCGUCGAUUUCGCUUCCUCCGAUGGAAAGCAACUUUUCAUUGAAGCAAUUCAAAAUGGGACGAUGGAAGGAUUUUAUAGGUUGAUAUCUUACUUUCAGACACAGUCAGAGCCGGCUUACUGUGGACUUGCCAGCCUUUCCAUGGUCUUGAAUGCCCUAGCUAUUGACCCUGGAAGAAAAUGGAAAGGACCUUGGAGAUGGUUUGAUGAAUCUAUGCUUGACUGUUGUGAGCCUUUGGAAAAGGUUAAAGAGAAAGGGAUAUCAUUUGGGAAGCUUGUAUGUUUGGCUUAUUGUGCUGGAGCAAAAGUUGAAGCUUUCCACUCGAAUCAAAAAACCUUGGAUGAUUUCCGUAACUUUGUUGUGAGAUGUUCCACUUCUGAUGAUUGUCAUAUGAUUUCAUCAUAUCAUAGGGCAACUUUUAAACAGACAGGCACUGGUCAUUUUUCUCCUAUUGGUGGUUAUCAUGCUGGAAGGGACAUGGCCCUGAUUUUAGAUGUUGCUCGUUUCAAGUAUCCUCCUCAUUGGGUUCCUCUGACACUUCUUUGGGAAGCCAUGGACAACGUUGAUGAAGCAACAGGGCAACUUAGAGGGUUCAUGCUUAUUUCCAGACCUCAUAGAGAUCCUGGAUUGCUUUACACUCUGAGCUGUAAGCAUGAAAGUUGGGUCAGAGUUGCAAAGUAUUUAAUGGAUGAUAUUUCUAAUCUUAUGAAGUCAGAGGAUUUGAAAGACGUACAUAAAGUUCUCUCAGCUGUUUUCUCAUCACUCCCAUCAAAUUUUGGAGAGUUCAUCAAGUGGAUUGCAGAAGUUAGGAGAAGAGAGGAUGGUGGUCAAAAUCUUAGCCAAGAGGAGAAAGGAAGGCUUGCUCUAAAGGAAGAGGUGUUGAAACAAGUACAGGAAACUGGCCUUUUUAAGCAUGUUGCAUCAUUUUUAUCAUCAGUGAAUUCCUGUUGCAGAAACAUACUGGCUUUAAGUCAUGAAAAUAAUCUGCCUGACAUUGCUGCAGGAGUUUGUUGUCAAGGGGCGGAACUUUUGGCUGGGAAGUUUGGUUCCUCAGAGAGUUAUUGCUGUCGGGAAACUUGUGUUACUACCUUGAAGGCUAAUGGUGACAAGCCUAUUACCUUGGUGUCUGGGACAGUGGUAAAUGGUAGCUCUGAGCAGGGGGUUGAUGUGCUGGUUCCUUCAGGCCCUAAAAAACUGAAUUGUUGUGGCUCUAGUGCAACUUGUUGCAUUGGGAUGUACCCAGCUGGCAAUGAUGUUCUAACAGCUCUGCUGCUGGCCUUGCCUCCAGAGACAUGGUCUGGUAUCAAAGAUGAGAAGCUUUUGCAUGAAAUAAAUUCCCUUGUCUCGACUAAGAAUCUUCCCACUUUGCUUCAGGAAGAGGUAUUGCACCUACGACGGCAGCUCCAUCUUCUCAAGAAGUGCCAAGAGAAUAAGGUAGAUGAGGAUCUAGGUGCACCUUUAUGCUAGCCUAUUACACCAUCAUCCCUUCCCGCUUCCUUGUCCUUUUUAUUCUCAUUUUUCUCCAUAGCUUAUAUUGCUAACAAAGAGUAAAUAAUCCCCUUGUUCCAAGAAUGAGAAAAGCUAGAAAAACCAUAGAAAUUAGUCGGCCUUCUUUUACAGGGGAAAGCAAGCAAGCGCGAGUGUGCAGCCCUUCAGCUGUAUCUUUACUAAGAGGCAAUGGGAGUUUCUAGGGAUCGAUACCUGGUGGCAAAGUGGAAAGAAAUGUCAUUCACGGGUAGUAAUCUCUCCUGGUGAGGAGUGGUGGAUCAUCUCCUGGAAACGAGAUUUCAGUUUGAAACAGCAUCAGUUGUUGUGCUAACUUGUUCGUAGAAAACUUUUAAUCACAGUAAGUGCACUGGGAAGUGGAUCAUUUGAUGUUUUAGGAGUGCUAUGGAUGCUGCAAACAUGUGCAUUGUUAUUUGAUUAAAAGCAAUUUUUCUUCCAA